UUGGCGCACUCAUGAUGCUGGUUAUCGGUACAGCUUCAUCUGUCUGUAAAAAUCUAAUUUUUCAUUGUAAAGGCAAGCAUUUCCAGUCGCUUUCACGGAAGGGGGCUCCACUUAAACCUAACAAUGUGAAGCCAUUCUCCGUCACCUAAGCGCCCCUGCAGUGAUGCCUCCAGCCAUGUCUCAAAUAAGCGAUCCAAAGAUUGCUUUUGCCUACUUGCGCCCAGCCUGUGUCCUGCUUACCCGAGAGCCCACAGUGGUUAAUGUGGAGACACUCAAAGGCCAGUUAAAAGAAGUCAACGAUGCCACGUUGCAGCAGCUUCAGGAGUACGUCCUAUUCCCUCUUCGAUUUGUCCUUAAAGUCCCCGGGGCUAAGAAGGAGCAGCUGGUCCAGUCUGUGACCGAGGCAGUAAGCUAUGUUUUGGAGAACACUUGCAUCCACAGCUGGGAAACCCUCCGCGACCUCUUUUCCGAGCUUUGCCUGUGCCUGUCCUCUUCAGCUGAUCCCGGGAAGCCUGCAGAUACGUCAGAGGAGCUAAAAUCAGCUGUUCUGAGGUGCCUGGAUGCCCUGCUUCAUGCUGCUUAUGGUGAUAUAGUGUUCAAACUCUUUGAACCGAUUAUGCUGCCUGGGCUGGGUGCUGCCGUUUCACUGCUGCUGGCUUUGGGAGAGAAGGAGAAAUCUCGAGAUAUACAGACAGCAGCCUUGAAGUGCCUCCAGGCUUUGACUCUGCAGUGUGACUGCACCCAGGAACACGUAGUCCCAUCAUCAGAGGAGCGAUGCUCUGUAGGCAGCGCCAUGGCAUCAUUUUUACCUGGAAUCACCAUGGCUACGGCCAGGAUCAUUACAGGAGAUUUGAGGCAAGGCCAUGCAGUCACAGUCCGGGCCAUCAAGGUUUGGUCCAGGACCGUGGAGCUUGUCAUGGAGGAUGUCCAGCUCCAGUCCACUGAGUCCUAUAAGACUCCCUCUGCAGACCUGGGGAGGAUCGGACAGCUCAUAGUCCUUCGGACACCGGAGUGGGUGAAGAACACGGCAGGGAAGCUGUCUGUCCUGCUCAAGAAGAUAAUCUCAUGCACUUCAGCGCACCAGCACUGGAGGGUUAGAGUGGCAAUGGUGGAGUUGGCCGAUCACCUGCUGGCCAAAUGCAGUCGCUCACUGACUGAUUGUGUAGGAUCACUACUAGAAGCACUGGUGGGGGCAAUCAAUGAUGUGGAACCUAGAGUCAGAGAGAGGUGUGAAGUUGCUCUCAGGGAGGUAUCCCAGAGGAAUCAGAGGUGCAGCGGCAGCACUGGCACUCAGACCUUCACUGACAACUUAUCUGAGAAUCUCCACUCUUUGGCCACCUCCCUACCCAGACUGAUGAGGACCUCUGAUGACCAGAAGAAGCUCUUUGUUCUCAACGUGUUUUUGGGCUACUUAAAAAUCUUAGGACCGCUUGUCUCUGUGGUGCUCAACUCGGCUGCACAUCUGGAGAGGAUUUCCAAAGCCUUAAUGCAGGUGCUGGAACUCGAUGUGAUGGAUGUUCGCAUUGUGGAGGAGAGGAGUUACGCUGCUGCCGUAGAGACGAGCACCGGCUCCCAUGAUUCCUACACCACUCACACACAGAGGAAGCAUUUUCUCUACUUCACAGAUGAGAAAAUCUUCUCUGUGCUCAUGGAGAUCUGUCGCACAUUAGGUUAUUAUGGCAACAUCUACCUGCUGACCGAUCAUCUGCUGGACUUGUACUGCCAGUCUUCAGUGUACAGAAAGCAGGCUGCCAUGGUGUUAAAUGAGACAGUUAGAGGUGCAGCAGGUAUCGCUGUGGCAGACCAGAGUCAGGGUUUGGAGACCAAAGUUCGUGAAAGCCCUGCCACCCAGGAAGAUAUUAAAGCAGCAGCUGUUUCUAUCAUUGAGGAAUACACCAGCCUGAACAACUGGCAUUUGAUUACAGUCAGCGAGGAGACGGAUAGAGACCGACAGGAUCAGCAGCUGCUCAGUCCAUCCAGACUACUCUCCAUAUCCAACAGUGAUGCCGGCAACUCAAAUACAAGCUCUCUCCAAGUGAUUCCUUCAUCAUCAACAUCUGCAUCCACGAUCCACCAGCUCAACAGCAACAUCUGGCAGCUGUGCAUCCAACUCGAGGGCAUCGCCUGCUGUGCUCAGGCACUGGGCCGCGAUUUCCGUCCCUUGUUGAUGACCUCACUGUAUCCUGUGCUGGAGAAAGCUGGUGAGGAGACGCUGCUGGUCAGCCAGGCGGCACUGAGCUCCAUGUGGGACAUCAGUAAGGCCUGUGGAUACGCUUCCCUCAAGGAACUGAUCAAUGAGAACUCUGACUACCUGCUUAAUGACAUUUCACUCAACCUUCAGAGGCUCAGCCAGCAUCCACAGGCUCCACGGGUGUUGACAGUUAUGUUGACUCACUCUGACUGCAGCCUGCUGCCGCUGGUCGGGGACAUCGUUCAGGAUGUGCUGACGGCUCUGGAUCUCAGCUACGAGCGCACAGAGUUUGGGCUCUCAAUGAAGACCUCAGUAAUUAGUUUCAGCUCACAUAUAAUCAGGAUCAAAACAGAGAUAAUUGUUAGGUGUGUUGUGCGUCUUUGUCUUUAGGUACUGGACGUGCUGGAGUUGUGCGUUCAGGUGCUGAGUGAGAGGGAAAACGAACUGCUGCCUAUGGCUCAUCGCUGCUGGCCAGCACUCCUGCAGAGACUCACAACUGAUGACCCAUUAGCAGUCCUCAGAGCCUUCAGGGUGCUGUGCGUGCUGGGUGAAACAUGUGGGGACUUUCUGAGGAGGAGGGUUUCUAAAGAGGUUCUGCCCAAGCUGAGCGCCUCUCUGGCACAGCAGGCUCCGAUCAGCGCCAAGGCUGGGCCUGUCUACACACACACCCUGGCCUACAAACUGCAGCUGGCUGUAUUGCAGGGGCUGGGCUCACUGUGCCAGAGACUGGAUCUGGCUGAAGCAGACCUAGAUGUGGUUUGUGAAGCCUGUCUACCCUACCUGAGCUCCAGACAACCCAUCAGACUGCAAGAAGCCUGUUUAAGUGUGUUCCGACACUUAAUCCAGGUGGAUCCGGACACCUUCUGGUUUACUCUAAAUGAGCUGCACUGCCCGUCCUCUUACAUCCCACACCACCCCGACCUCCUGCCGGUGCAGCUGAACGGCACGGGCAGGCCGAGAGACGAGUUCUCGGACAACGUGUUCAAACUGCUCAAGGAGGAGUUUGGCUCCGUUACUGAAACAGUUAACCAGCCAGUCAGCUAAUGAGCUGCUGGUUGAUGAAAUUGACUCUUCUCACAAACGGACAACUUAUUGAACCACGACUCCAACAGGUCAAUUAGCUGAAAGAAAGUCUGUCAGCUGUGCCAAAUAGCUGAUCACCUAGCUCUGUGGAAUUAAGAGCUACUCUGUAAUUUACAAAAUGUUACUUAGUCAUCACCUUGAUUCUGCUAGCCCACAAUUAGUACUUACUGUACAUUAACAUUAGGUGAAAAUGGAGCGCUACUGAGUUAUGUUUGAUUAAAAAGA
Messenger RNA from Neolamprologus brichardi, 3499 nucleotides. Lineage: Eukaryota; Metazoa; Chordata; Actinopteri; Cichliformes; Cichlidae. The record is from RefSeq and is a predicted model, not a curated record.